Knipowitschia caucasica is the source of this 1137-nucleotide messenger RNA. The record is from the annotation of a GenBank genome assembly. NCBI's taxonomy places the organism in Eukaryota, Metazoa, Chordata, Actinopteri, Gobiiformes, Gobiidae.
AUGUCACAGAGCGUCCAGGGCACCGUGUGUGAAGGCCACUCUUUGGACAUGACGGAGAAACACAAGACCAUGGCGACGCGAAUCAUGAAACCAACAGGAUUCAACAAUCAAAAGGAGAUGUUUGAAAAGAUGGAGGAAUCCUUCAAAGUGUGUGUGAACUGUGAGAAGAGACAGAACCAGCUGUCCAACUCCCAGAGCAUGAAGCGCUGUGGAAGAUGUCUCAAUGUGUACUACUGCUGCAAAGACUGUCAGAAAGAAAACUGGUCCAAACACAAGAAGUUUUGUCCUCAGCUCAGACUGGCUGCUAUUGACAGAGUUGUGGAGUGGCUUUUGUUUAAAGGUGAGCUCCCGUUCUCCACAGGGAAAUGGUCCAAGCCAGAGUCUGAGGUAAAGAGCUGGGAGGACUGGCUGGACAUGCAGGGGGACCUCGGCCCACGGCUCGAAGCCAUUCUCAACGGCUCGCUCAUGAAGCAGCUGUGGACAGACGCAGGGAGACCGCGGCCAGGGGACGAGGACCUGAAACAGUCUUUGUGGAGAGUGACCAGUGAGUUCCUGUCCCGGCCUCUGACCAUCGCUUGGGGAAUGCGGCUGUUUGGCCUGAACCCUCACAAAAAGCCUCUCACUGUCCAUGUGGUGGGAGCGGGACAGUCCGAGACUCUGGGAGCCAAACUGACGGACUAUGACGAGCUCAACAACAUGUUCCCAGGACACCAGGGCAUCGAGGUGGUCCUGGUGGGACCAGAGAUCGUCCAUGGGCCUGUGGUGAGGCCUCCUCUCCGAGCGUUUGGGCCAAGGCAGAGAGUGUUCUGCAGCGCGUACAAAGGUCUGUACCACGAGUUCUGGGAGAAUGUGAUCGAGAAGGAGGAGGCGGCGAAGCCCGACCUGGUGGUGGGCUUCAACCCUGGUUUCGAUGCCAGUCAGGGUCUGGAUGAAGGAUGGCUUCCAACUCUUCUUCUGCUCAGAGACUAUGACAUUCCUUCAGUGUUCACUGCCCUCACUGAGGCAGAGAUGACGUACUCGCUGCAGAUCCUGCAGGAGCUGGAGAUGGACAUGAAAGGCAGUGGAGCAAACCCGUUCACGUCUCUCAAACCUGAAGGUCUGAUGGAGACGGUGGAGCUGGAGGAGCCGGACGACUGA